Molecule: messenger RNA, 2088 nt
Organism: Candidozyma haemuli
Lineage: Eukaryota; Fungi; Ascomycota; Pichiomycetes; Serinales; Metschnikowiaceae
Exons: 1
Coding region: 1-2088 (695 amino acids)
Cellular component (GO): cytoplasm
Source: RefSeq, a predicted model, not a curated record
AUGAGCAACAACGAAGACAUCGAGUUCUCGCUAAGGCCUCUUCGGAUCCUGAAACGUUCUGACCUGUCUAUCACCAGAACUCAAUCGCAAUCUGGCCAAUCUGAUGGGUCUAGAUCGAGACCUCAAUCGGACUCCCUGAUUCCCACAACGUCAAAUCCACACCCGCUGUCUUCCAACGCUGCAACUCUACUGACAGACGAUUUCGUAUGUCGACCAAUGCGUUUGGGCCUGAGUUCAGCUCGUCCAGCUGCUGAUAGUGCCGAACAUGGUGCUCAUCAGGGCCUUUCGUUUGUGACAGCGGAUUCAGCAUCUUCCCACGAUACACAACCUUCUACGCCGAGAAGGAACUCGAAAUCGUCCCGAAGGCUGUCAGUUCAUGUUAGGAACCUUCCGAUUGUUCAGUCGCCAAAAAGAAGAGCCGAUAGCGACCUCUCCAAGCUAGAUGAUAUGAUUUUUGCAUUAUGCCUUGUGGACUUCCACCAUGUAAGAGGUCCUGAAGUGCAAUGGUGGAAGUCAAACUACCACGUUGAUUAUAACUCGCAUGGCAAGUUGUUUAAGAACCUAUCGUUUCAGGCGCUUCCAGAUGGUUCCCACUUGUUUGAGGAAACGUUCUCCAAUUUCAACCUUAUAUACGACUUUGGGAACUCGGUUUCUUUGGAUGACCAGUUAGACUUUGAACAGUUUGGAGGCAACCCAAACCAUCUUGAAACGCUUUUUGGCUGUUCUUGUGUACGUCAGGUCAAGACUACAGACCUCUCGACCGAAGAGUUGGAGAGAAACAAAGACAUUACUCGUUCAAUUGUACAGAAAGCAGUAGUGGUGAUCACCAGGAAACAGCCAAUUUUCACAAAGAUCAAAGAGAAGCUAUCCAUCAUCACUCACUCAUACUUCCAGCAAACGAACUUCAAUAAUACCGAAAUCUUAGAACACCUUUUCGACAAUUUGAACGGAACUUUUAAGCUCGUGGAAGACGAGCAAACGUUGAAACCUCAGAUCCCUGAAGAGGUAGCCCUCUUGGAAAACAAAAAGAACGAGAAAGAGGAUGAAUUUUUCGUUAACCUUAAUCUUCGCAGCAUCCUUUCUACUUACAAGUCCAGCGUACUCAUAAUUUUAAAGGCUCUCUUGCUUGAGAAGAGGGUCCUCGUGUAUUCGAACAACAAUCUCGAGCUUUUGACUCAGUUUCAAAACAACUUAAUCGCUUUGAUACCCGACCUUCACCAUCAUCUUGACCUUUCCGGAUGCCCCUUGAGUGAUUACACGGAGAAACAUUCGCCCUUGUCACGACCAACUUCCCUUAAGACUAAUGACAGACUGUCAAUGGCUAGAUUCUUUGGUCUUCCGUUACAAAUCUUCAAUACGAAAGGGUCAUUCUGGAACCCCUACCUUCCUUUACAACAGUUUGACGAGCUUAACUCCUCGUCUUUCAUGGUUGGCUGUUCCAACAUGUUAAUAUUGAAUCAGGCUCCUCAUUAUAAAAUUGAUUUGGUUGUUAACUUGGAUAAUUGUCAGCUCACCUACCCUUGUGGUAAGAAAGAGGAGCUUCUGCUCUCUCAUUACGAUAAGAAGUUUAUCCAAGGUCUCCUUCAUUCCAAUAGUAACGAAGACGCCUUUGUGGGAAGUGACGACUUCAUCAGAUACCAAUUUGAAGACUACAUCCGGAGCUUACUCUCGACAAUGAGGUUCCACCAGUACUCCAACAAAUUUAGGUCCACUCCUCCUGGAUUUGAUAUCACAGUGAACAAGCAUUUUGGAAGCUUAAAGACCUUUAACGAAGCAUUUAUCGAAUCAUGGUUGAACACUAAAAACUUCAAAAUCUGGGAUGCGCUUUGCGAUGACUUUAUCUUCAACUUCCAUGACCCACUCCACAUUGCUAUCAACUCCAAGGACUCAUCCCAAUCCAGUUUCGGUAGCUUCUUUUCUGGGUUUAACAAGCAGCAACCUCCAUCGCUAACUGAAAAGGCUAACCAAUACUUUUCUAACUCUCGGAAGCCUCAGAAGUUUAUCCCGGAUAAAGACGCUCCUAGCGAUAGUGAACCUACCAGUUCAUCAAAGAAAUUUCCUUGGAACUGGGGAGCUCCUAAGAGUUGA